AGGAAACAGAGCUCGGGGCUCAACAGCUUGUUGUUCGUGUAUCGCUUUGCAACCGGAGCGAGAGGGGAAGCAGCCGCGUCCGCGUAUUGAUCCAAAAUCUUUCGAGCUGGACUCCCUCAAAUAACCGGAAAGAUGAAGGCAGCAGACGAGCCUGCCUACCUGACAGUGGGGACGGAUGUCAGUGCCAAGUACAGAGGAGCUUUCUGCGAGGCCAAGAUCAAGACUGUGAAACGCAUGGUGAAGGUCAAGGUGACUCUGAAAGGUGAGAGCACGUCCCAGGUGGUGCAGGACGACCAGAUCAAAGGACCACUGAGGGUGGGCUCCACAGUGGAGGUGAAGACUAACGAGGGUUUGUCCAGCGAGGCCGUCAUCAGUAAGCUGACGGACGCCAGCCUCUACACUGUGGUGUUUGAUGAUGGAGACGAGAAGACUCUCCGUCGUACGUCCCUGUGCCUGAAGGGAGAGAGGCAUUUUGCAGAGAGCGAGACGCUGGACCAGCUGCCGCUGACAAACCCGGAGCACUUUGGCACUCCGGUCAUCGGCAAGAAGUCGAACCGUGGCGGGCGGCGUUCGUCCCAGGCCGUGGCCGAUGAGGAGAAUGAGUCUUCGUCCAGUGAGGAGGAGGAGGAGGACAGGAGGAGGCUGAAUGAUGAGCUGCUGGGAAAAGUCUGUAGCAUUGAGAAUGAGGAGGAACCAGGCAACUGGUACCUGGCCCUGGUGGUGUCUCCCAGCUGUAACGACGAGCUGCUGGUGAAGAAGGAUCAGUGUCUGGUCAGAACCUUCAGUGACUCAAAGUUCUACACGGUGGCGAGGAGACACGUCCACGUGGUCGGCUCCAUCGGCACCGCCAAGUCUGAGUUCUCCAACAGGAGAGGUUUUGAAGCAGCCCUGAUGUUCCUGAGGAGCAGGGAGGUUCCAGAUGUCUGGAAGAUGGACAUGAGUCAGAUCCUGGACUCGUCCUCCAGUGAUGAUGAUGAGGACGACGAAGAGGAGAAGGAGAGCGACGAGGACGAGGAGGACGAAGACGAGAAGAAGAAGAAGAAACACAUAAAGGAGGAGCCGGAGGAGGAGCUGGACCCAGAGGAGAGAGACCACUUCCUGCAGCAGCUCUACAAGUUCAUGGAAGACCGAGGGACCCCCAUCAACAAGCCCCCAGUGUUGGGUUAUAAGGACCUGAACCUCUUCAAGCUCUUCAGACUGGUCUAUCACCUGGGGGGCUGCCACAAGAUCGAGUCUGGGACCGUGUGGAAGCAGGUCUACAUGGAUCUGGGGAUCCCUGUCCUCAACUCUGCUGCAUCUUAUAACGUCAAGACGGCCUACAGGAAGUACCUGUACGGCUUUGAAGAGUACUGCCGCUCUGCCUCCAUCACCUUCAGGACCAUCCAUCACAACAACCCGCGCCCUCCUCCCACUCCGGCCAAUCAGAAGCAGACCGGGGCUGGGCCUAAAGAGCACAACACCCCACCGGUGAAGGCGGAGCCCGUCGAUGACAAGAUGGAGGAGGCGGAGUCGGAGAGCGAGAGCGAGAAGGAGGAGGUGAAGGAGAGACAGUCGUCCCCGAGGGGGAGGAGGAGGUGUGUGGCGAGUCAGGUGAAGACGGACAGAGAGUCGCCCUCCGGACCAGAGAAAAGAGGAGGAGACAACACUGAGGAGCAGAGAGAGAUGAGGAGACGCAGCAACAGAAGAAUGGACGACUCAGAGAAAGGCUCUGAGGAAGAGGAGGAGGAGGAUGAUGAUGAAGACGAGGAGGAGGUGGAGAGGAGGAGAGGAGACAGGAGUGAGGGUGAGGAGGACGAAGACUCUCUGACAGGGACGAAGGUGAGGGUGAAGUACGGCAGAGGAAAGACUCAGAAGAUCUACGAGGCUCACAUCAAGAAGACGGACGUGGACAACGGAGAACAGUUCUACCUGGUCCACUACUACGGCUGGAACGUCAGGUACGACGAGUGGGUGAAGGCCGACCGGAUCAUCUGGCCGGUGGAGAAAGGAACGAAGAAGAGACAGAGGAAGAAGGUGAAGUGCUUUGAAGGUGUUCCAUCCGUGAUGGCGAGCGAGCAGUCGUCUUCGCCUUCGCUGCAGAACAAAGACAAGGACGAGCCGGAGAAGGAGCGGGACAAAGACGAAGAGAAGACGCCGCUGAUGGCAGCGAAACCUACAGGAGCGAAGCGCGGCCGUCCUCAGAUCAGGACCACGCCCACCGGCACAGCAGGACGCAGCGUCUCUAAAACACCCAGCAACGAGGGACGGUCCAAUGGCAAGAGCAGCAGGACAGAGACGGCAUCCAAUAUGGCCAACGGAGACAACACUCCUCGCAGAAGAACCCGGAGAACGUCGGGCAUGUACGACUCAGACAGAGCGUCCAACGAAGAGUCGGGGAACUCGUCGGAGGACAGCGAAUCAGAAGACCCACCCGACAAAAAGCCGUCACCCUGGCGAGGGAGGAGUGAAGCCCCGCCCUGCCAGGAGGAGGAGGAGGAAGAGGAAGAGGAAGAGGAGGAGGAGGAGGUGAAGGAGGAGGCGGAGGCGAGUGAGGUGGCAGAUGUCACAACGACUGCUAAUGAUAACGCUGUUGGCACGGCAACAGCAGGACAGCUGCCCGCCGCCACUGCACCGCCGUGUCCCAGCAUGCCUCAGGAGAAAGCUGACAAACUCCUGAGCCAAUCUGAGAAGGAGGCAGAGCAGGGGGAGGAGCCUGCAGUGGAAGCCGCCAUGCUGCCCGUUCACUCGGACAAGGAAACCAAAAUGUCGCCGCAGGACCGAGCGGCAAAGACGGCGUCCGUCCAAGAGAAAAACAAGACGUCCCCCAGACAGGAAGUGCUCGCUAAGAUGUCCCCCAGCAGGACUGAGGUGUCCUCCCCCCAGCCUUCCCCUGCUGAGGAGGAGGACAGCAGGUCUCUUUCCUCCCCCAGGGUCAAAGGUCGGCGGGCCAACCUCAGGGAGACGGGCUCUGAAACUCCUCCCAGAAUCCCCCUCUGCUCUCCCGCCCCCGCUGCCAGCCCCUCCCACACGGCGCCGCUGUCGUCUCCUCCUCGCAGCGUCCUGAAGAGACAGGACGAGCCCAUGGUGGUCCUCCACUGCCUCCCCACCCAGCACCUCCCCCCCGAGUCUCUCACCGCUGAUUCGGACACGGACUCCGCCACAGAGGAGGAGGAGGAGGAAGAGGAGGAAGAGGAGGAGGAGGAGAGGAGCAGCUCUGUGCUGAAACGGAAGGCAGCGGAGCAACGAGAAGCAGAUAAGAAGCUCCGACCUGACAGGAGGCAGGAGGAGGCCGCUUCCCCCAAAACGCCCCCCGCCCUGCCCAAGAUGGCCGCCGGAGCGUCGCCCAAAACGCUUCCCCUGUCUGUGUGCCGGGGGGAGUCAGACAGGAGGAGUGAGGGAGUGACAGAGGCAGAGGAGUGGCCCCGCCCAGCUGAGGAGACGCAGAGGGAGUUGUCAGAGGAACGUCUGACGGCCUCGGAGGAGCCAGAGAUGCGUGCCGGGACCCCUCCCCCCGCCGCCGAGGCCCCGGGCCCCGCCUCUGCCGAGGAGCUGGAGCCGCAGAUCGGCCCCGAGGCGCUGGUCUGCCACGAGGUGGACCUGGACGACCCGGACGAGAAGGAGAAACCCUCCCCCUCCCCCUCUCCAGAGCACCUCCUCCUGAUGAUGAGGGAGCCGCAGCAAGCCCCGCCUCCAAACCUCCUUCACGCCUCCCUGCCCUCCCCCCACCUGCCCCAGCCUCAGGUCCGGCCCUUCCUGCCCACCGGCGCCCCCGGCUCCGCCCCCCGCCCCGAGGAGCUCCACCCAGCCGGGAGCGCCGCCGAGGAGGAGAGGGGAGCGGCGAGGGGGGAACAGGAGGGAGACUCCAGCCCCGGGUUUGAUGGCAGCGCCUCCUCCUCCACCUCCCUGCUGUCGCUGCAGGAGACCAAGGACAGAGGUCAGAAGAGGGUGAUGGACUGUAACUCGAGCCCGACGGCCAAGAAACAGAAACGCAACCAGAAACGACCGCACACACCUGGGAAGGUCGAGAAGAACGGUGCAGGUCACAGCAGUGACAGCGAGGACCAGUCUCGUCUGUCUCUGUCUCACAAGGCGCAGAAGUCUCGCUGUCCGGCUCUGUCGUCUCCGUCCUCUCACGGCAAAGACAAACAGAACUUCUCCCCCCGUACGUACAAGUGGACCUUCCAGCUCGACGAGCUGGACAGCAUGUCGAGCACAGAGAGGAUCUCCUUCCUGCAGGAGAAGCUGCAGGAGAUCAGGAAGUACUACAUGUCCCUGAAGUCAGAGGUGGCGUCCAUCGACCGGCGCAGGAAGAGACUAAAAAAGAAAGAGAGAGAAGUGUCCAACACGACGGCGUCCACCUCGUCGGGCUCCUCGGACACAGGUAUGAGUCCGUCCUCGGCCUCGCCCACUCAGAACACCGUCGCCGUGGAGUGCAGGUGAUGACACGCCCAUCCAGGCCCCAUCCGCUCGUGCGUCACGACCUCCAGAUCGGUCCCGCCCCCUUCCGACCGCAGACUCCGCCCAAACCGUCGGCUCGGAGUGCGUGAUGGGAAAAAACUUCCCUGCGGGUUGGAGUCGUAGCUCCCACUGAUGCGGUGGCUGAUGGGAGGGGGCACUACCACCUGACCUUAGCCCCGCCCACUCACCUAUGAACUGAUUUCCUGUUUGAGAAAAAAGAGACUGAAAAAUCAGCCAUCUGUUGAGCUGCCGCAGAGUCUUUCCUUCUUUUCCUCCUUCUAUCUCCUCAUUUCAAAAUAAAGUGACAGGUAAUUUUUAAGGGAUGGGGGGUCAGAGGUCACCGGUUUAGUGAAUUUCCUUUAAGGUCGAACAGGAACAGGAAGCAGAUUCCUGAAGCAGCACAGCUCGUUAUGCAAAGUUUUUCUGUCAUUUUCAUUAAUUCAGAUUUUUUUUUUUUUUUAAUUAAAGAAGUUUCCUGACUUCCUGCUGUGAGUGUUUUUGGCCUUUUAUAUGGAAUCAGAGCUUUUAUUUUGGUAAAAACUAAAAAAAAAAACCCAAAAAGUUUGGUGUCACAGCGGGAGAAAGAUGAAAUGUUUGUGGAGGUGAACACUUUGGUUUAAAAUAAUCAGUUAUAUUUAUUCAGUUCGUGACCGCAGAAGAUUUUUAAUGUUCGUAUGGAGGAUCGUUGCUGCCAGAAGAGACGAGCGUACUGAUGAAAAACUCACGGCUCUUCAAAGUGAUCAGAAACUAAAUUUACUGAUCUGCACAUCUGAUCAUUUUCAUUUAGAACUUAAUGUCUAAUUUUGAAUCAGUGAGUUGAAAUUAUAAGUUCUGUUAAAUAAAUUGGAUUGACUUUGUGACUCAAAGAGAAUUUAAUUUUAAAGUUUAAAGUUUGGUUUCUCAGUUUUGACGUACUGUGAUUUAAUUUGUUUGGAAUAAUGAUUUUGACUUUAUCGUCAGUUUUCUUCUUCUCUGGCUGAUUUGAUCUUCCAUACGUUCGCUCCCGGAGGACCUCUGCCGCUCCACUUCCUGUUCCUCCCUGAUUCUUCUUCUGUGGUUUCCUCUAUGUGUGGCUGCGACAGACGGCUGUUUUCAGCUCCGGAACAUUUCUUUGUUUUGUACAUAAAAGUUCUGAGUAAAGAAAAUAAAACCACGCCAUGUAUUUGAGAACUACAUUUUACACGCCUGUAAAGAAUGAUUUCUAAUAUUUUUUAAGAGAAGACUGUUUGUACUGUUGUAUUCUGAACCCCCGCUCGUUUUUUUUCUAUGUGGCGUUUUAUUAGCGACACUGUAAAUAAACACACACUUCCUCCUGACAACAGAAGCCAUGUUGGACAAUAAACAGCUCUCUGUUUCUAAUAAAGUUUUUAAAUACG
Messenger RNA from Chelmon rostratus (copperband butterflyfish), 5813 nucleotides. It is a transcript of the gene arid4a, whose product is annotated as AT rich interactive domain 4A (RBP1-like). Lineage: Eukaryota; Metazoa; Chordata; Actinopteri; Chaetodontiformes; Chaetodontidae. Bases 133 to 4419 code for a protein of 1428 amino acids. The record is from RefSeq and is a predicted model, not a curated record. The transcript is spliced from 26 exons. Gene Ontology annotation, biological process: regulation of transcription by RNA polymerase II. Gene Ontology annotation, cellular component: nucleus. Gene Ontology annotation, molecular function: transcription cis-regulatory region binding.